Messenger RNA from Branchiostoma belcheri (Belcher's lancelet), 2523 nucleotides. RefSeq lists its product as uncharacterized. The transcript is spliced from 15 exons. Gene Ontology annotation, biological process: spermatogenesis. Bases 1 to 2523 code for a protein of 840 amino acids. NCBI's taxonomy places the organism in Eukaryota, Metazoa, Chordata, Leptocardii, Amphioxiformes, Branchiostomatidae. The record is from RefSeq and is a predicted model, not a curated record. Gene Ontology annotation, molecular function: cAMP binding.
AUGGCGGCCGGGCCGGACACAGUUCCCCGGGCGGGGUUCGCGUCGACCGGCGCCGAGCGGCGACAGAGAGCGUUACGGCACCUUCUAGCGGAAACGCCGACGUUUUUCACGAGUCCGCGCCAAGUCAGCUCCGCGAGGCCCACCCUGAGCAGAAAUAAUUUGUUCGACAAGCGGCUGUACCUGAGACCGCAGUCGUGCACGGCAGAGAACAGACGCAAGCCCCUCACGGCCUCGUACCCUCUCACCGGGGCGGACUCGCACGUCUUUCGGCCAAGGACGUCCUUCUCCCCGAGGACGCCUUCUGACAAGGACCGGUGCCUUUCGGUGACGGACUCGGACGGUGACAGCGCGGUACAGAGACCGAGGACUCACCGGUCUUACACAGCUUCGCCUCUGAUAUCGGAAAGCCAACAGGACGUGACUAGAUACGUAACGGAGGCGUGGUCCCGGGUGAAGCGCGAGUCCCUCCGGCGGCGGCUGAGCCGGAUGACGCCCGAGCAGCGAGACAGCUUCCGCCUGCUGCACAACCCCGCGUUCCAGGCAGCCAGAUGUGUUGCGGUAUGGAAGCGGGCGCGGGAAAGGGCCACACACAGUAGACAGAACUGGCGAGAGGGGGAAAAGAGUGGUCUGGCCAGAUUCUACCACGCCGUGAGGUUAGUUAUCCUGGUGUACCGGCUCCGACUCGCGAUGACGGCCCUCUCCCGGGACAGGACCGUGCCCACCGCCGCAGAGAUGCGGUUCCACACUCUGCAGCACGACGAGAAGGUGCUAGCCUUCAACAAGGACAUGUACGCCAGGAGGACAGAGGCGACGAUGCGGCUACCGCGGUGGGCCACGGACAUCAUGGGGAAGCCUCCGCGGUGGCGCACGGACCAGGAGUGCCGCAAGCUGCACGCACUGCUGCGGUGUCUAAAGGCUUUCCGCGUGUUCUCUCCACGGAUACAGGGCAUCAUGUGCAGGUCUAUCCUGUAUCAGUUUGUGGAGGCGGAGCGGGUUGUCCUGCGGAAGGGCCACCCCGGAUCCGGGUUCUACUUCGUGUACUCGUUCUACUUCGCUACGCUCACUGGGCUCCGUGAAAUCGCUCUUCUCCGUGGCUGCCCCCGUACUGCCAGUGUGACCGUGAGAGAACCCUGUGAACUCCUGAUUGUGGACGACAAGAUUUUCGCCGAAGUUUGUCCCAAGAUCUUUGACGCAGAGCUGGACGAAAGAGUCAAAUUUCUCAGACAGGUGCCGCUGUUUACACAUCGCUAUUGGCAGUCGGACGCGCUUCGUCAGCUGUGUAUUGAGACACAAAUGCAAGAGUUCAAGUCCGACCACAUCAUAGUGGACGACAGCGAAGUGGACGAGUGGAUUUACGUGUGUGUGGAGGGACAGUGUAAGGUUCUGAAGAGCCUUGUCCUGGAGAAGGAGAGUCUGACCCGCCCUGCCAGCCUGAGGGGAGACCCACCAAGUGACGUCAACACAAGGAGGGUCUCGUUCGCAGUUCACGAUGACGUCAUCGAGGCAGACGACGAUAUCUUCCAUGGAAACGCCAUUUUAGAGGGGGACGAAAACUCGGAGAGUGACGAGGAAGAGGAGGAGACAUCUGUGGACAGGUCAGAGAGCAUGCGCAGCAGGUCAGAGCGCAUGCUCCGUUCGAUCCGCGGGGACCACCCAGAGGACAACGACCAAGAUCCACAGGCGUCCAUGGACGUGUUCACUGUGGAAGUUGACGACGGGUCGCACGAGGUGAACCGGGCGGGGCGGCAGCGCAGGCCGCCCGAGGAGCUGGACAUGACGCUCCGGUCCCUCAUCGAGGCCCAGCUCAGGGACAGGAGGACCAGCGACGUCGUCUACGUGGAAAUCGGACUGCUGAAGAGAGGAGACGUCUUCGGCCUACAGGAGACCAUGGGCGUGUCUGACUCCGGACCUCUGAUAUUGAUGAGUCUGGGGAUCGGGACGAGAAUCUACAGACUCAAACGGACUAACUUCAGGGACAUCGCUUCUGACGAGGCCACAGAACACGCCAAGCUCCUGGGAUAUGAAAAGAAGUACCCUUCAGCCGAGGCGUUGUUGAUAGCGCUACAGGAACAGUCGAAGUGGGACGUUUACAAACAGACAGUCGUGGAAGAAGUGCUGCGUCAUCACAGACGCUUCGACGUCGUUCCUCUAAGAUCUCCCACGGAGGAGAAGCUUCGCUCCAAGAAGGUGAACCGACUCGUGUCCGCCUUAAGUCGGCCUAGUGACGACAUCUUCGGCCUUCCGGACAAUGCCGAGAACACCCGAAAGAUCGCGGAACCUACCGACGCGCCGAGCGACGAACGGGAGCGGGAGGACAUCCGACGGGCGAGGAAGUUCGACGCUCCCAUCGUGAUGAGGCCCAAAACCAUGGUUGCUAGGUGUGGCAGCAUGUUGUCAAGGGCUGGGACUACCCACGCUUUAAACAGCGGGAAGGUUUUGCCGCAGCAAAGAGUCGUGAGGCACAGGGUCAGCAGGGUUAGUUCGACGUCGUCUGACAGCUCCGAAGUGACGAACGAUGAUUGA